Molecule: messenger RNA, 1140 nt
Organism: Trichoderma harzianum CBS 226.95
Lineage: Eukaryota; Fungi; Ascomycota; Sordariomycetes; Hypocreales; Hypocreaceae
Exons: 1
Coding region: 1-1140 (379 amino acids)
Source: RefSeq, a predicted model, not a curated record
AUGUUCCUUUGCCCACCCUUUCUCCAAAGCGAUAGUGAUUCACAGCGCCGACUCGCAAGACUUCUUCACUGCCUACUUGAACAGAGAGACGACUCGCCAAGUUUCUUCAUCAAUGAACAUAGAACCAACACACAGGGAAUCUUCAUUAUUGAACAUAUUCGCUUUUCCAUUACGCUCGAUUGUACAUAUCAUGCGGAAAGGCGAGCCAGCCAGACUCGUCUGUCAGUCUAUUCAUCCACACAUACCGUCGCAGAUGAUCUCAAAUCAGAGGUCUCGACAACAAGCAUGUGCGAAAAAAUCAUCCAGUACGACUGUGGCCACAUUUGCCGUCGCGCAAUUCGCUGCGUCGAACAACAACUUAAGCAUCACCACUCGGUAACUUGCUUCUCCGGCCUCGCCUACGCCUACGCCUACGAACAAGACCAUCACGAGACCCCCAAGUUCGAGCGGCGUGCUACCCUUUGCCCAAAGUGCGAACAAAAAGGCAAAGGUGCUGAGGUGUACCACAACAGCGUUCGACGAGCAAGCGCUCCUCCGAUCGGGACAAGCCAGAAUUUGAUGCUGGUCCAGGAGAAGGAAAAGGAAAAGAGCACAGUGACCAAGGUGAGUGCCAGCCUUGGCCGAUCCAACUCCAAUCCUGAACGGUCUCCCUCCCAUCGUCUAAGGCGAGUCCGGGAUGCGGGCAGUAGCUCACUGCGCAACGAGUACAAUCGUCUUGAACCAAGUCUCGAACGACAUUCAGAGCCACGCCCCGAGCCAUACCUUGAGUCACACCCUGAACCACACCUCGAGCAACGUCCCGAGCACCGUCUUGAACCACACCGGAAUAAUGGCUUCGAGGCCCGCCGCGGCCGAGCGCACCGUCCAAGGGACAUCAUAACGCGAGGUCUUGAGUUGGACUCGUUUGCGUCUGCAUAUGUCCCCUUCCGUGAAAGAACACCAACUAGCCCCGACAGCUUUACAGGCCUGCUAGAUUACGCCGAAAGCACACACAACUUGUCCAGUCUUUCUCUCGGUGGCCUCCGCCGUUCGGCCUCGGUACUAAAGAUGCUCCAAAAGGGCCUCGAGAGGAAGAAUUCGGACGAAUCAUUCGUCUGUGCAUCAGCAAGAGAAGUAGAGAAGGGCGAGAGAUACGAAUAG